AUGGCCUCGGAUGGACCCACCAAGGUGGUCACACCGCCUUCUCCCAGCGAGAAGCACUCGGAUGCCUACCCCUCCACCGCUGUUCUCGAAUCUGGCCUCAAUCCCAGUCAGCCCCUCGAAGAUCACGAAGAGUACGGUCUUCACAAAUCCCUGAAGCCUCGCCACCUUAUCUUCAUCUCCAUUGGUGCUUGUGUCGGUACGGGUAUCUUCCUCGGUGUCGGGAACUCGCUCAAGAAUGGUGGUCCUCUCGGUUUGCUCAUGGGCUACAGUUUGAUCGCUUCUAUCGUAAUCGCCGUCAUGAUCAUGGUCUGUGAGCUCACCACCUUCCUCCCUGUUUCGGGUGGUCAUAUUCGUCUUGCAGGAAGGUUUGUUGACCCUGCUCUCUCAGCAGCGAUGGGAUGGAACUAUUUGGUUUGCUGGACCCUUAUCUUGGCCGCAGAGUUAAGUGCUGCCGCUGUGUUGGUCUCGUACUGGAUUCCCACUACCCAGGUCAACCCCGCCGUAUGGAUUGCCAUUGGUUCAAUCAUUGCAUUGGGCCUUAACGCUUUCGGAGCAGGGAUCUACGGCGAAGCAGAGUUCUGGUUCGCAAGUAUCAAGGUCGUCACUAUCCUUGGUUUGAUCUUUGUUUCCAUCUUUAUCACCUCCAAAGGUGGUCCUAAUGGACAAUCGAUCGGAUUCAAGUACUGGGAUGACCCUGGACCGUUCGUUCAGUUCCAUGGUAUCGAUGGAACUACUGGUCGCUUCCUUGGAUGGUUCAACGUCCUCACCCAGGCCAGUUUUUCGAUGGUCGGCGCCGAAAUGUUGGCGCUGGCCGCAGCAGAGUGUCGUAACCCUCGACGAGUCCUUCCUGUUUGCUUGCAGACAGUGUGGAUUCGAAUCGUCUUUUUCUACACCAUCUCGGUAUUCAUGGUCGGUCUUAUUGUUCCAUCCAACAACCCCCGUCUUGGAGCCGAUUCCACCGCCGCUGCCUCGCCCUAUGUUAUUGCUAUCCAAACAGCACGCAUCCGUGUCCUACCACACAUCAUCAAUGCCGCAAUCAUCACGUCAGCACUCUCUGCCGGCUGCUCCGAUCUCUACACCACCUCCCGUGCCCUCUAUUCCCUCGCACAAAAGAAGCAAGCACCUAAGAUCUUCACCCGAACAACUAAAAAUGGCGUUCCUCACUACGCCGUUCUUGUCUGCUGGCUCGUUGGAUGUCUUGCUUACCUCGGAAGCUCUACUGGUUCAGGCCAAGUCUUCAACUUUCUCGUCAACCUCACUGCUCUAUCCGGCAUUUUGACUUGGUUCUCGAUUGCGAUCACCUACUUGAGGUUCCGAGCUGGACUUAAGAAGCAAGGUAUCUCCCGUUCAACGCUGCCUUGGAAGUCUUCCCUCUCUCAUUUCGCCGCCUACUGGACUUUGGUGGUUAUUGGACUGGUGCUUGUUUUCUCGGGUUGGGAAGUGUUCAGGCCAGGAAAGUGGAACUCGGCGAGCUUCUUUAGCAAUUAUUUGCCGCUGAUGUGGUUCCCUGCUAGUUAUCUGGGGUUCAAGUUUAUGUGGAAGACAAAGAUUGUUAGCACCACCGAAAUGGACUUUGUUACGGGUGUCAAGGAGAUUGAGGAGGAUAUGAGGAGGUGUGAUGAGGAGGAUGAGUUGAACAAGCCUACGACGACGCUGGGUAAGAUCGCCAAGUAUUUUGAGUAA
Messenger RNA from Ustilago hordei, 1683 nucleotides. RefSeq names its product putative general amino acid permease. Bases 1 to 1683 code for a protein of 560 amino acids. Gene Ontology annotation, molecular function: amino acid transmembrane transporter activity. The record is from RefSeq and is a predicted model, not a curated record. Lineage: Eukaryota; Fungi; Basidiomycota; Ustilaginomycetes; Ustilaginales; Ustilaginaceae. Gene Ontology annotation, biological process: amino acid transmembrane transport. Gene Ontology annotation, cellular component: membrane. The transcript has a single exon.